Myzus persicae (green peach aphid) is the source of this 801-nucleotide messenger RNA. RefSeq names its product ras-like protein 2 (gene Ras64B). Gene Ontology annotation, biological process: signal transduction. Gene Ontology annotation, molecular function: GDP binding; GTP binding; GTPase activity. Bases 172 to 759 code for a protein of 195 amino acids. The transcript is spliced from 5 exons. Lineage: Eukaryota; Metazoa; Arthropoda; Insecta; Hemiptera; Aphididae. Gene Ontology annotation, cellular component: plasma membrane. The record is from RefSeq and is a predicted model, not a curated record.
UCAUUGCCCAAUGCUCAUUGAGGAUCACUGAUUACUGUUAAAUAGUCUACUUUAGUCGUGGUAUACUGCUGUCCAUAACUACUAUGCUACCGUCAGGAUCUCGUACUUGUACCCGCCAUACUUAGUACGCAGAUUUAUUGUUAUUUAAGUGAAAUAACUCAUCGCACCACGAUGAAUCGCCCGAAUUAUAAUCAAAACUACAAAUUGGUAGUCGUCGGAGGCGGCGGUGUUGGGAAGUCUGCAAUCACUAUACAAUUCAUACAGAAAUAUUUCGUGACAGACUAUGAUCCAACAAUUGAAGAUUCAUACACAAAGCAAUGUGUAGUUGAUGAUGUUCCAGCAAAACUAGAUAUUUUGGAUACUGCUGGACAAGAAGAAUUUAGUGCCAUGAGAGAACAAUAUAUGAGAUCUGGUGAAGGGUUUUUAUUAGUGUUUUCUGUAGCAGAUAAAACUAGUUUCAAUGAGAUGGAAAAAUUUCAUAGACAAAUACUUCGAGUUAAAGAUAGGGAUGAAUUUCCUAUGCUGAUGGUUGGAAAUAAGGCAGAUUUAAGUAGUCAAAGAAUGGUUUCUAUACAAGAUGCACAAAGUAUGGCCAUGCAACUAAAAAUACCUUACAUAGAAUGCAGUGCUAAAGCAGGGAUGAACAUCGACCAAUCAUUCCAUGAACUUGUUCGAAUUGUAAGAAGGUUUCAACUAUCUGAAAGACCACCAAUCAAAUCUACGCCACAGAAAAGUUCAAAAAAGUGUUCCAUACUUUAGCAGUUUAUGCUGUUAAAUAUACAAUGCGGGUAUACUACAUAC